Messenger RNA from Colletotrichum navitas, 2483 nucleotides. RefSeq lists its product as uncharacterized. The coding region runs from base 150 to 2483 and encodes 777 amino acids. The transcript has 6 exons. NCBI's taxonomy places the organism in Eukaryota, Fungi, Ascomycota, Sordariomycetes, Glomerellales, Glomerellaceae. The record is from RefSeq and is a predicted model, not a curated record.
CUAUGCGUAGUUCUAACUUCCAUCUAAUGCUCUCGGCCAAAUCUGUCUGACUCGGCGGUCCAACGCAGACAGCUUCAUCAUCGCUCUAGUUCACUGUUCGAUUCAUCUUUCACCGAACGAUGGCCCUCAAUUAAGCUAACAGGUCCAUUAUGAAAUGUUGUCCAAACAAGCAGCGCGAACGGACUCCUAAAACCAUGUUUCAUAGUUUGCCCAAGAAAGCUAAGGUAACAACGGGAUCUUACUGCUUCCUGUCCACUAAGCCAUCCACUGAGGCGCCAUCAACAUUACUAACCAAAGCAACCAAGCCUAUGUCUGAACAGAUGGACCAUGUCAAAGUGCACGCCGUUAAAGUUCUCCCUCGCAGGGCUUGCUAUUUGGCGACACCUGCCUGCAUUAUCUUCACCGGAACUCUGACAAAGUACAAUAUCCAAAGCCCCAAUGCUCCUGCCGCCCUCAACUCUGCGUUGCCUCGCUUUUUCACCCAACAUCCCUCUCCAGUGGGAAGUCGUGGGCCGCCCGGUGUCAUGGCCAUGAAAAACAUGGCAUGCCCCAGUCUGGCUGAUCUGCCUGUGGCGCUGCCGCCGAUCGACCCUCACGCGCCAGUCACACACACAUCGGGGCAACAGGCAUAUAACUUAAUGGAAGGGGCGCUGGAUACCUGCCCCACCUGCAAGUACCUUCCUUACCUUACCCACCUUGCCUUACCUUACCCACCCGCCUGCCACUUCUUCCAUGGACCGCACUCUGUCACCUGGGCGAUCGUCACAGCUGGCUGCUUCCCAAGCUGGGUGGACAGCCCAGAGAUUAGCUCCCAGGCUCCCGACCGAGCGAAUAUCUGUCUUGGCAUCAUCGCAAACGCGCCCACCGCCAAAGCAGCGGGAAAAUUUGCGUCAGAGCUGCUCGACGACGACGCGCUGCAUGACUUCCGCAUCCAAGCAAGAGGCCGUCGUCUAAAGCAGCUUUCAUCCGCCGACAGCAAACGACACCAAAAGCAACUGGAAUAUCUCGACGCGCUCGAAUCGCUGUGGCAGGCUGGCGGCCUCCUUGAAGAAGCAAUCCACGCCGAUGCGAAAGGGAUUCGUCGGCUGCGCGUCUCGGAUCUUCGAAAUUUGAAAAAGACCUUUCUCGGGCAGGCGGACAGCGGCCCUCAGACAGAGACCUCGACACCCACACGCCCGACGUCUAUUACACCUGCCUCUAGAUUCAAUACACCAGAAAGAGCAAGAGGAGAUCCGAGCGACAGAUUGCCAGCACAGGAGUUGACUAACACUCCAGUUGAUCCCGACUUUGACCCCUUGGACGAAACCACUUCCCAGCCUCCCAAUCACUGCCGAGCCUUCAACGACACCACCUCCCAGUCUCCAAGUCAAGGCCGAGAAGGCGACAUCCCGAAUUUCUCGGACGUUGAAUACGAGCAACUAAGCUUCGACCUGGGUGGAAACUCGCCGGAGCCCAGCGACAACGACGAUGACAUGGCUCCUACACGCUCAACCGGGGGCAGACCCUCUCCAAGUUGGCAAACGAGGUUGAAAGAAGUUGUUUUCGCGCCAGAAAUGGAUGUCAAACCCGAAGACAUGAUGUCUAUCGUCCCCAGCAUGGUCGAAGCCGAUGGUGACUUGGCAUCAUAUGGUACCUCAAAAGCCGGCCGCGUCUUCGACUUCCCACUCCCACUCGGUCAUCAACUUCUCGAAAUUCAAAAGUACGAUAAGAUCGUUCUUCUCCUUCACCAUGGUCAGACAGAUGGACAAUGGACCUGUCUGCAUGUUGUGAACUAUUCGGCUGGCACCCGGAAUUUGGUCGAUGCCUGUCAUAUCGACUGCGUUCCUGACGGACAACGGAUGGACAUGGUCGAAGGCUUUAGACCUUCUCCCGAAGAAGCCGGCUCGCCCGACCCUGCCGGUGAAUCCAAAAGGCGCUUCCUUGAGCAUUGGACUUCCAAGGUAGCGGCUGAAGACGCGUGUGCCAAAGCUACCGGUCUCAUUCCUCGGCUCGAGAAGCGAAGGAGAAGGCUGAGCGCAAGUCAAAAAGAUCUAACGCACGCAUCGUCAGCAGCGUUGAACGACGUGUCACGCCACAAGGUGACCAAACUGUGGGCAUCCAAGGUGGCCUCGCUGCAGGAGGACCACGACGACCAGGACUCGGACGUGGAGGAUAUGACUAUUCGCGAGGCCACCGCUGCCUUUGUCGAGCGCCUCCGUGCCGCAGGAUACAACGGAGAGAGUGUCGAGAAGGCGACAAAAGACGUCAAUACCGCUGCGGAACGUGCGAAGAAGCUCACAUGCGAUUUGAGCGCCGUGUGCAGCUCGGCGGAAAAGGUCAAUGCGGCAAUGACGGCCCUUGAGAAGUGCAAAAAGCAGCAAGAAGUGCUUCGGGCAGCAAUCACGGCGGUCGGUCUUUUGGACCCGGAAGACUGGGUUGGGAAAGACGAAAUCGAUCUUGUCGUAAAGGAGAUGGCGGAGGAGACCCAAGAGGAGGAUACCUAG